UUAUUAUUGUCAGUAUGCGCUAGUUGAGCAUUGUAUAUUUAAUGGAAAAGUAGACUGACUUGUGUACAUGUACUACUGCAUGAAGGCAGAAAUUGUGUGGCUUUAUUUAGGAUUGGUACUGCUCUUGAUAGUUUCAUGCUGUACAGACGUGUACUUGCAAUAAUUGAUGUAUACAUGUGUGAAUGCAUUCGUGUAUUUGAACAUGUUCAUUUCUCUACAUGUCCGUGUCCUAUUGCUUGUUAAUGUGACUACUGCUAAUGAUUACUGGAACAACAGGAUGUAAGUUACAGUAUACAGACAUGUAUGAAUGCACUUACUGCUCCUACCAUCAUCCCCCUCUCUCUGUUUCCAUGUGUGUCUUACGCUGGUGUCUCAUUGGACUAAACAGAAGGUGAGCGGGACACUGCACUGACUUGUGACUGUACUUGUGUCAGUAAUGUUUGAGUUGUACGUAUGAGAACAUGCCGUGUAAUAUAAAUUAUUGACAUCAUAGUGUACAGGUUUGUGAUUAUAUUCUUUUCUCUCCCUACAUUUCCAUGGUUACUGAAUAUCUCGAACAAUAGGAAACGAAGGCUAGGUGUGAGAGUGAACUGAAGAGUCACGAGACGAGAAGAGCUGCCCUCCAACAGAGACUGUCUGGUGACAUCACUGACCAGGACCGGAGACAACUGCAGGGAGAGCUGGAGGAGGUGGAGGGGGAGAUCAAGAAGUGUGUCUCACUGAUACAAAUGUAUGAGGGGUGGAUACAUGACGAGGAGAAUAGUAUUGCUGAGAUACGAGGAGAGAGACAGAGAAAGGAAGAAUCGAAGCGGUUGUUUGAUGAGGGGAUGAAGCACGGACACGUCUUGGUCAACAUUGUCAACAUGCUCGUGUUUGGACCGGCGGGAACAGGGAAGACCAACCUCAAGCACCUGCUAACUAACAAGCCCCCUCCACUACAGCGUGACAGCACUCCUUGUAUGGAAAAGCCAGUACGCAUUCGACCCGUGUCCAACGCAAAAUUCAGGUCAACUGGAAGAGGCUGGGAAGAGAUGUCUCAGUCAAAGCUGCGCAAUCUACUAGCUCAAAUCAUUGCCAAGCUACCAAAAGAAAACGCCGAUCCAUCCACUGCAUCAAGGGUUGCCGAGAGCUUGAAGAAGAUGACCACAACCGAGCUAGUUUCUGGUUCCGUUGAGCAAAUUUCAGGUUCCAAAUCGACUCCAUCGAGCAACGAUUCCGAUGCACUUUCUGGCUCUGCAAGAAUGUUGGACGAAGCCAUUGAUGAAGUGAUAGCGAGUGUAGUGAGUGGUGUUGCAGAAGAGCUGAAGCCAGCCACACAGGGAACUGACCAACUGUCGAGCAGUGACCAGCAAGAAGGAGAACUGUUUGAUUCCAACUGGGUGUACGUUACCGACUGUGGCGGACAACCCCAAUUCCACGACAUCAGCCCUCUCUUCAUCAAACACAUUUCGGUGGCGUUGGUAGUCCUGCGUUUGAUUGACGAACUCUCCAGUUUCCCUUCUGACGAGUACUACAAGGAUGGGCAGCUUGUUGGUAGUCCUCAUGCAUCUCACAUGACCCUCGGGGAGACACUUCAGAGUCUCAUUCGAUCCAUUGAGUCCCAUACCUCACAAGACAAGAAGCCAAAGAUGAUCUUUGUGGGCACAUUCUUAGAUCAGCUCAAGAGCUUGGAUACCCUUAUCAAGAGGAAUCAAGAGAUUCUCGACAUGCUGCCACCCGAUAUCAAGAAGCUAUUGGUGUACGAAGAUCUUGGGUUGAAGAAUCUGAUUUUUGGUCUCAACACGAUCAGCCGAGAUGAUGAUUCACUGGCCACUGCCGAUAGGAUUAGAAUUACUGUUGAGCGUUCUAUUCCGCUACAAGUCAAAAUGCCCAUCUGGUGGUCCUUCUUGGAUUCACUUCUCCAGAGUUUAUCUGCCACUCUCGAGCGAGGUGUACUAAGCAAGCAAGAAUGUCUCCGAUUAGCCACUCGAUUUCGUUAUGCGCUCCAAGAUCUUGAAGCUGCUCUGUUCUUCUUUGACGAGGUGUGUAUAGCGCACUACUAUCCCUCCAUUCUCCCCAACACAGUGUUUGUGGAUGCCCAGAUUCCACUAGACAAGAUCACCGAGCUCUCACAGCACGCCAUCUCCCUGAGGAAUGCUGAAGCCAAAUCACGCUCUACUCUAAGCUCAGUAGGGAUCGAGGCCGAAUGGAAGAGAUUUCGAGACGAAGGCAUAAUCAAUUUAAAGUUCCUACGAUUCUUUGAGAAGCAUUACGUUGAAGGUAUCUUUUCUCCAGAAGAUAUGCUGUUGAUCAUGAAAGAGCUUCUCGUGAUUGCUCCCAUUCCACUAGUGGAGUCCACUACCCAUCAAGCUGAGUUCUUCAUGCCAUCUCUACUCAAAUCUGCUCCCAUUGCUGAACUGGACAAAGUCCGUUCCUCAUCUGUCCCCCUCGCUAUUCACUUCCCUAGUGGGUGUAUUCGUUCAGGUGUCUUCUGCUGUACGGUUGUUGAUGUAAUGCGGAGGCUUGGUUGGGAAGCUGUUCUCCCUUCAAGUGGUCCAAUACUUUUCGCUAAGAAUUGUAUUCAAUUUCGAAUUCCGAAUCGUCCUUGUGUCAUCUCAUUGCUUGAUUCCUUCUCCCGUAUGGAAGUGUAUGUCGAAGCCCCCCCUCCAUUACGCAAAGAGUUGUGUCCUAUGGUUUGUUCUCAACUAAUGGAAUCCAUCAAAGCUGCUUGUGUUGUUUUGAAUUACAACAAUGAUACACCUAAAGCAGCGAUCUUUUGCCCGUGUAAGAAGAGUGGAAACAAGUUGCACGUUGCCGAUGUGAGUGUGGAUGGCUAUUGGAUGUGCUCCCUUCAUGCACGUGAGUGGGGAGAGCUCAGUGACCAACAUAGAAUCUGGCUGGACAAUAGCGAAGGUUCUGGAAAACCAUUGUCUGCUACAGGUACUUGUAGGAAGACUGAGAGAAAGAGUGAUCAGCAGCAAUACUCUAUCAAUCAAUGUGGGACUCUGGCCAAUGUUGUUAGUAGCACUGGAUCUGGAAUGAGUGAUCAACAGCCUUGUUUGAGUAAUUCUGUAAUGGGAGAUGUGUGCUUGAAGACGGAAGUACAUGAUCAUGAUCAGCUCAUUACUUCUGACAAAUUGUCUCCUGCAAUGGAACAUGUGGUCAAUACAACGAGUGAUCAACAUACCAUAAUGGAAGAUGUGUGUAAGAAGACUGGAGUGAGGGACCAACAACUAGAUCAAGAAAUCCCUGAGAGUGACAUCAUUCUAAUCGCAGAGAAAUUUCCUCACCUGCUGAACGUGCACAAGGCUUUGACAAUCAACGAUCUACAACAUGUUUACGAGAAACUACAUGAAAGUGCCAGCCCUCACUGGUUCAAUCUGGGAUUGGCUUUAGGUCUAACUCAUCCUGAUCUCACCAACAUCAAUAUCAAGUGUCGUGAAGAUAAUGUGUUGUGCUUGCGUGAAAUGUUGGCCAAACUCCUGAGUACACAACAUGUAACAUGGAGUCUCCUAUCAGACGCUCUCAGAAGGCCCACUGUGGAUCUCAUCAAUUUGGCUGAUAGCAUCACAGGAAAACCAUCGUCUGCUACGGGAGGUACUUGUACUGAGAGAAAGAGUGAUCAGCAGCAAUACUCUAUCAAUCAAUGUGGGACUCUGGCCAAUGUUGUUAGUAGCACUGGAUCUGGAAUGAGUGAUCAACAGCUUUGUUUGAGUAAUUCUGUAAUGGAAGAUGUGUGCUUGAAGACGGAAGUACAUGAUCAUGAUCAGAGCAUUACUUCUGACAAAUUGUCUCCUGCAAUGGAACAUGUGGUCAAUACAACGAGUGAUCCACAUCAACAUACCAGUGAAUUGUCCUCUGUUACAGUAAUGGAAGAUGUGUGUAAGAAGACUGGAGUGAGAGACCAACAACUCAAUCAAGAAAUCCCUGAGAGUGACAUCGUUCUAAUCGCGGAGAAAUUUCCUCACCUGCUGAACGUGCACAAGGCUUUGACAAUGACCGAUCUACAACAUGUUUACGAGAAACUUAAAAGUGCCAGCCCUUACUGGUUCAAUCUGGGAUUGGCUUUAGGUCUCAGUCAUUUUGUUCUCACCAACAUUGAUAGCGAGCAUCGUGGAAAUAAUGUGUCGUGCUUGCGUGAAAUGUUGGCCAAGCUCCUGAGUACACAACAUGUAACAUGGAGUCUCCUAUCAGAUGGUCUCAAAAGGCCCACUGUGGAUCUCAUCAAUUUGGCUGAUAGCAUCACAGGUAAUUCUGUAAUAGAAGAUGUGUGCUUGAAGACGGAAGUACAUGAUCAUGAUCAGCACAUUACUUCUGACAAAUUGUCUCCUGCAAUGGAACAUGUGGUCAAUACAACGAGUGAUCAACAUACUAUAAUGGAAGAUGUGUGUAAGAAGACUGGAGUGAGGGACCAACAACUCAAUCAAGAAAUUCCUGAGAGUGACAUCGUUCUAAUCGCGCAGAAAUUUCCUCACCUGCUGAACGUGCACAAGGCUUUGACAAUGAUCGAUCUACAACAUGUUUACGAGAAACUUAAAAGUGCCAGCCCUCACUGGUUCAAUCUGGGAUUGGCUUUAGGUCUCAGUCAUUUUGUUCUCACCAACAUUGAUAGCGAGUAUCGUGGAAAUAAUGUAUCGUGCUUGCGUGAAAUGUUGGCCAAGCUCCUGAGUACACAACAUGUAACAUGGAGUCUCCUGUCAGACGCUCUCAAAAGGCCCACUGUGGAUCUCAUCAAUUUGGCUGACAGCAUCACAGGUAAUUCUGUAAUGGAAGAUGUGUGCUUGAAGACGGAAGUACAUGAUCACGAUCAGCACAUUACUUCUGACAAAUUGUCUCCUGCAAUGGAACAUGUGGUCAAUACAAUGAGUGAUCCACAUCAACAUACCAUAAUGGAAGAUGUGUGUAAGAAGACUGGAGUGAGGGACCAACAACUAGAUCAAGAAAUCCUUGAGAGUGACAUCAUUCUAAUCGCGGAGAAAUUUCCUCACCUACUGAACGUGCACAAGGCUUUGACAAUUUACGAUCUACAACAUGUUUACGAGAAACUUAAAAGUGCCAGCCCUCAUUGGUUCGAUCUGGGAUUGGCUCUAGGUCUCAGUUAUCCUGAUCUCACCAACAUCGAUAGCAAGCAUCGUGGCGAUAUUGUGUCGUCCUUGCGUGAAAUGUUGGCCAAGCUCCUGAGUACACAACAUGUAACAUGGAGUCUCCUGUCAGAUGGUCUCAAAAAGCCCACAGUGGAGCUCAUCAAUUUGGCUGACAGCAUCACAGUGAAUCAAUCCACAACUCCAAACCUGCUCGAUCGACUCAACCUCAACUCAGCCGACCGUGAUGGUGUAACUGAUGUCACACGUCGUUGUAGCAAUCAAGCUGGAGUGGCUCAUGCAUUGAGAGUGUGGCAAAGAGUGAAUCCUUCCAGAGCUACCUUUAGGGCCUUGGUGGAAAUUACCAUAGGACUGAGAAGAGGAGACACUGCUACAGACAUUUGUAGAUUCAUUGUAGACAAUACAGACCGAAACUGAAACUGAAACUGAUAAUUAACUGUUCUUUACUUUGAUGUUGUUUGUGUCUCUGUAAUUAUAAUGUGUGAGCUUAUUAUUGA
Molecule: messenger RNA, 5578 nt
Organism: Halichondria panicea
Lineage: Eukaryota; Metazoa; Porifera; Demospongiae; Suberitida; Halichondriidae
Exons: 25
Coding region: 729-5498 (1589 amino acids)
Source: RefSeq, a predicted model, not a curated record